This is a messenger RNA of Thyridium curvatum, 1347 nucleotides long. RefSeq lists its product as uncharacterized. Gene Ontology annotation, molecular function: FAD binding; monooxygenase activity. The record is from RefSeq and is a predicted model, not a curated record. The transcript has 3 exons. Lineage: Eukaryota; Fungi; Ascomycota; Sordariomycetes; Thyridiales; Thyridiaceae. Gene Ontology annotation, biological process: secondary metabolite biosynthetic process. The coding region runs from base 1 to 1347 and encodes 448 amino acids.
AUGGGAAGCAUCAGCCCCAGCGACGCCAUCGCGGCAGACCGCAUGGCCCCGACUGGCAUCAAGGUCAUCGUCGUCGGCGCCGGCUUCGGCGGUCUCGGCGCCGCCAUUGAGUGCCACCGCCAGGGCCACGACGUCGAGAUCUACGAAGCCUUCCCCGAGCUCAAAACUCUCGGCGACAUCAUCUCCUUCAUGCCCAACGCGGGCCGCAUCUUUGCCCGCUGGGGCGCUGGAGAAGUGACGCGGCGCAUGAGGCCACUGAGCAUCGCGCACAAAGGGUUCAACAUCCGCAAGUACGACACGGGCGAGGUGGCGUAUCACCAGCUGGCCAAUGAGUACAGCGCCGACGCGCCGACAGUCAAUGGCCACAGAGGAGAGCUGCAUGAGGUUGUAUUCGAGUAUGCGCGGACGGACCUGGGAAUACCGAUCCACCUGGGGAACCGGAUAGAGGAGUACUUUGAGGACGAGGCCAAGGCCGGGAUUGUGCUUGCUGAUGGCAGGAGGAUCGAGGCAGACGUCGUGAUCGCGUCAGACGGUGUUCGCUCAAAAGCGAGACAGAUCGUACUGGGCUAUGAGGACAAACCAAAGAGCAGCGGUUAUGCUAUCUGGCGGGCAUGGUUCUCCAACAAGGACAUGGUCGCUGACCCCGAAACGGCACACUUCUGCAACAAGGGUGACACCUUCAACGGCUGGAUCGGCCCCAACAUGCACUUCCUCUUCAGCACCAUCAAGAACGGCUCCGACUGCUGCUGGGUCCUCACCCACCCAGAUGACCACAAUAUCGACGAGUCAUGGAGCUUCCCCGGCAAACUCUCCGAGGCCAUCGACGCUGUCAAGGGCUGGGACCCGAUGGUCGCGCGCAUCAUCUCCAAGACUCCCGAGUCCUCCCUCGUCGAUUGGAAGCUCGUCUAUCGCGAUCCUCUGCCCACAUGGGUGAGCAAGCACGCGCGCAUCCUGCUGCUCGGCGAUUCGGCCCACCCGUUCCUGCCCACGUCGGCCCAGGGCGCGACGCAGGCGCUCGAGGACGGCGUAGACAUCGCGACGUGCCUGCGGCUCGGGGGCGGGCCUGCCGAAGUGCCGACGGCAGUCCGCGCGCACGAGCGGAUACGGUACGAGAGGGUCAAAAAGGUCCAAAAGACGGGCGAGUCGACGCGCGAUAUGUGGCACAAGACGGAUUGGGAGGCCGUGAAAAAGAACCCGGAGAGCAUCAAGUUUCCGCGGGAGGACUGGGUGUUUAAGCACGAUGCGCGCAAGCACGCGGAGGACGUAUACGAGCGGACAGUCAGGGGCAUACAGCAGGACCUGCAUGAGCAGCAGAAGCAACAACCGAAUGGUGCGUCAUUGCCAUAG